Molecule: messenger RNA, 6333 nt
Organism: Bombus terrestris (buff-tailed bumblebee)
Lineage: Eukaryota; Metazoa; Arthropoda; Insecta; Hymenoptera; Apidae
Product: collagen alpha-1(IV) chain
Exons: 27
Coding region: 1-5520 (1839 amino acids)
Cellular component (GO): basement membrane; collagen trimer
Molecular function (GO): extracellular matrix structural constituent
Source: RefSeq, a predicted model, not a curated record
AUGCGGCCUAGGGCCGCGGCGACGUCAACCAAUGCAGCCCGCGGGUUACGUCCGUUCCCGGUUGUCCUGCGAGUCACCUGCGUCCUUGCCCUACUGGUCGUCACGUGGAUACCGGUCACCGAGGCUGUGAUCUGCAGAGAUUCAUACAAAUGCGAUUGCAAGGGGAUAAAAGGUACACCAGGUUUCCCUGGUAUUACUGGACCUCAGGGACCAGAAGGACUUCCUGGUGACAUCGGACCAGAUGGGCCACCUGGUCCAAAAGGUGAAAAAGGUGCUGCUGGAGAAUAUGGUGGUACAGGAGAAAAGGGCUACAGGGGUGACGAAGGUAUACGAGGAUUCCCCGGAGCUCCAGGAGUACCGGGUAAUCCCGGUCCAGAAGGUGUAAUGGGACCAGACGGUCUGGAUGGAUGCAACGGGACCGAUGGACGUGCCGGUGCACCAGGAUUGCCUGGUAUGCAUGGUGAACGUGGUCAACCAGGGCCAGAAGGAGAUCCAGGGAUCGUUGGCGAGCCUGGUGACGGAGGUAUCAAUUCCGUGGGCGUGAAAGGUGUUCGAGGAAAUCCAGGCAUCGACGGAUUCGAGGGUUUUCAAGGAUCGUAUGGAAUCCCUGGCGAAAUGGGCUACCCAGGAGAGAGGGGAGACAUGGGUUACCGCGGACCCAUGGGGUUACCAGGCAUGCAAGGUGAAGUGGGUGAAACUGUAUAUGGCGCGAAAGGUACGGUAGGUGAACAAGGAGACAGAGGAGAGCCUGGCCCCCCGAGUAAAGAUGAAUACAAGAAAACAGACACCAUGUACUAUCCGGUGAAAGGCAGUAGGGGCGAGAAGGGGAUGCGAGGAGAUAAAGGUGGUUAUGGAAGAAAGGGAGAACCUGGCAUCAAAGGUCCUCACGGUCGCCCAGGAUUUGCUGGUACUAAAGGUAUGAAGGGAGAGCAAGGUAACGAUGGACCUAGAGGCAAACAGGGUGCAAUAGGUCCGCCAGGACCUUCGGGAGAAAAGGGAGAGAAAGGGGCUCCAGGCUAUGCAGGACAACCGGGACCCGAUGGAUUAGACGGAGAGUUGGGAGAGCCCGGAAACCAAGGACCACCUGGUAAACAAGGAGCUGCGGGAGAACCUGGACAAUACAUACCGGAACUGGACGAAAUAAUUCAAGGAAAUAUUGGAAUUCAAGGAGAUCUAGGUCCGCCUGGCAAUCCAGGAGAACCAGGAAUACCAGGUUUACCUGGUAAAGUAGGUUAUAUCGGGCCACCUGGUCCUCCUGGACCGCUCGGUCCUCCUGGAUCGGCAGGACUGAAAGGAUCUUCCAUCAAAGGAGAGCCAGGGCAAGAUGGUCUUACCGGAGAAAUGGGAUUACAAGGUCCACCAGGUGCACCAGGUAUACCCGGCCUCGACGGUCCAAAAGGUUUUCCUGGAAUAUCGAUACACGGCCCACCAGGCUUAGAUGGAAAACCUGGAUACCCCGGUAUUCCUGGAUUACCGGGAGAUCGUGGUGACCAUGGCCCCCAAGGUCCAAAAGGUUUCCCUGGGAAAGGAAGCAGGAUCGGAGGCCCUCCGGGUGAACGUGGUUUACCAGGACUUCCAGGACUUCCUGGACCAGAUGGAUUUCCAGGUGCCCCAGGCUUCAAAGGUGUAAAAGGUCUUAAAGGAGACGACUGUGGUGUUUGUACGCCAGGUCUACCCGGUAGAAAGGGUGAACCUGGUGAUUCCGGCCUGGACGGAUAUCCUGGGACGCCAGGAUACCCGGGAUUGUCCGGUCUUCGUGGAUUCAAAGGCGUACAGGGUAAACGGGGUAUUAUGGGACCCAGAGGAUUGGAAGGAGACAGUGGAAGACCAGGAAUCGCUGGUCCUCAAGGUCCUAAAGGAGAAAUGGGAAAACUGACAUGGCCAGACAAACUAACUAGAAUGCCUGGUGAUAUCGGUGACAAGGGUUUCCCUGGUGUCGAAGGACCAAGAGGCCCGCGAGGUCAACCUGGUAGUCGUGGUGACUCUGGAAUUCAAGGACCUAAGGGAGAAAAGGGUGAUUUUGGUCCUCCAGGGUUUCCAGGACGCGAUGGUUUCGCCGGACUGGAUGGUAUUCCGGGUGUUCCGGGUGACAACGCAUCGAUACCAAAAGAAUUUCUUCGAGGUGAGCCGGGUUUCCCGGGCAUUCCGGGGACCAAAGGUCCAAUGGGUGACAAAGGAGGAAAAGGUGAACCCGGAGAAUCUUAUCCACCACCGGUUAUAAAUCUGAAAGGAGAGAAAGGAUACAAAGGAGGACGAGGUGAUAUAGGAGAGGACGGUGCGAAAGGUCUCGAAGGAUGGCCUGGUGACGAAGGAUUUCCGGGAUUGCCGGGAAUUUCUGGAUCACCUGGUAUAUCGCGUCAGGGUCCUAUAGGAUUAAAAGGAUAUCCCGGUAUGCCAGGAGAUCAAGGACCUCGCGGAACAUCGGGUACACCAGGAUCACAAGGACCAAUGGGUUUCACGGGACGCUUGGGUAACAAAGGAGAUCGCGGAGAACCUGGAUCAAAUCAGACGUAUGGCGAUUAUGGAUUAAUGGGUUGGUUUGGUAAGAAAGGAGACGUUGGUGAUCCUGGUCCUAGAGGUUUACAAGGUAGACCCGGAUUGGAUGGUGUGAAAGGUACAAAAGGUAGCAAAGGUGCACCUGGUCAAGAAGGAUUACCCGGACUACAGGGAGCCAAAGGUCAACGAGGUUACAGCACUCAGGGACCUAGGGGCUUCCCUGGAAUGGCUGGACAACCUGGAAUGCCCGGAAGAAUGGGAGAAGUCGGUAUUACAGGUCCCUACGGAACACCUGGAUUCGAUGGAAUGAAGGGUCUGAAAGGAGAAAUCGGUUUCAUCGGACGCAGAGGUGACGACGGUGAUGCUGGACCGAUGGGUUACUCAGGAAGGGAUGGUGCACCGGGUCAACCGGGUCCUCCUGGACCAGACGGUGCCGAUGGUGAAACUGGCGAACCUGGUCCUCCUGGUUGGCCUGGUCCCGACGGAAUGCCUGGAAUAAUUGGAGCUAAAGGACAACCGGGUGACACUGGACCCGAAGGUAUUAUAGGAAUUAUAGGAUUACCUGGUCCAAAAGGUAUUUCCGGAGACGUAGGACCGGAUGGUUUGGACGGACUUCCGGGUGAAAGCGCGUUCAGUGGACCCCAAGGUGAAGUGGGUGAGCCUGGUUUCAUGGGAGAAGUCGGACCUCCUGGAUUCCCUGGUAUGGAUGGACGACAUGGUCCACCUGGUGAACCAGGAAUAGGUCGCAAUGGCUCCCCUGGUCUGAAGGGAAUCGAAGGUGACACUGGCUUUGACGGACUUAAUGGACUACCUGGACCAAAAGGAGAGGUGGGUGAUAUGGGACCGGAUGGUUUGAAAGGGCCAAGAGGAACUUGGGGUUUAAAGGGAACGCCUGGAGCAUACGGUAUUCACGGUUUACCUGGUGUGAAGGGUGAACGAGGUCCGAUAGGUCCACCUGGUUACAGCGGACCUAAAGGUAAACGAGGAUUGGAUGGAGAUCCAGGUCAAAUGGGUUUGCCAGGAAUGCCUGGUGAUCCGGGUCCUAGAGGAUUACCUGGUUUAAUGGGUGCACCAGGACCCAAAGGAAUGGUAGGUGAACCAGGUCCUCCAUCGUAUGGUGAAUCAGAGAGGGGUGAUUUCGGUACUCCUGGCCUCGAAGGCUUGCAAGGUGAAAAAGGAAUACGCGGUGAACAAGGUUUCAUAGGAUUGCACGGACGAAAGGGUAUGAAAGGUGACAUUGGAUUCCCUGGACCAGAUGGAUUCCCAGGUGUGCCAGGUUUCCCUGGUCUUCCUGGCGAUCGAGGACCUCAAGGUUUCCCAGGAUUACCCGGUGAGUUGGCCGAACCAUCCGAGGACGGAUUACCUGGACUAGAUGGACUACCCGGAACUCCAGGAAUUCCGGGUCAAAAGGGUGCACCCGGAGAAUACGGAUAUAAUGGACCUAAAGGAAUUAUGGGAGACGUUGGUUUCAGCACGCGUGGUCCAAAGGGACUUCCAGGAGAUCGAGGUCCAGAAGGUUUCAGGGGUUUCCCUGGAGCUCCAGGAUUAGUGGGGUUAGAAGGCGUGCCUGGUCUACAAGGACCAAAAGGUGAACCUGGCGACCGUGGACUGCCUAUAUUCGCCAGUAAAGGAAGACAGGGAGAACCAGGAUUGCCUGGAUUUAACGGUAGAAAAGGAAUAAAAGGAGAAAUUGGUGAUACGGGCGCUCCUGGACGCGAAGGACUAUUUGGACGAAAAGGACAACGCGGUGACGACGGAGACGAAGGUUUAUCCGGUGCGAUGGGACUUCCGGGACCAAAAGGACCGAAAGGAGAUAAUGGCAUUAACCCAUUCUCGCCUUUCCCAAGAAAAGGUUUACCCGGUGACGUAGGACUUCCAGGACUGCCAGGUUUCCCUGGACUUCAGGGCAUGAUAGGCGAACAAGGAGAAGACGGAAUUCCCGGAAGAAAAGGAGAACCAGGAAUGGAAGGACUUCCCGGUCUUCCAGGACCAGAGGGCGUUAGUGGUUCUCCUGGUUAUCCUGGUCCUCGCGGUGCAAUUGGCCGACAAGGUCCUCCAGGAGCCCCUGGAAUACGGGGAAAUCCGGCACCACCGGCACCAGGUGCCCGAAACAGAGGUUUCUUCUUUGCUCGACACUCGCAAUCCGAAAUGAUACCAGUGUGUCCAAGAAAUACAGUGAAACUUUGGGACGGUUUCUCGUUUUUGCACAUAAUGGGCGAAGGAUAUUCUGUCGGACAGGAUCUUGGUACCGCUGGAAGCUGCCUUCAAAAAUUCUCCACCAUGCCUUUCACGAUGUGCAAUUUGCAAAACGUAUGCGACUACGCCAAUAAGAACGACUACAGCUAUUGGUUGAGCACGACAGAACCUAUGCCUAUGUCCAUGGCGUCUAUACCGGCACCGGAAGUCGGAAGGUAUCUGUCCAGAUGUUCCGUUUGCGAGGCUCCAACUCGAGUGAUCGCGGUGCACAGUCAAUCCAUGGCUAUACCAGAGUGUCCCGGUGGUUGGGAAGAACUUUGGAUCGGAUACAGUUUCCUCAUGCAUCGAGACGCAGGCGGACGCGGGUACGGUCAGUCCUUGGUGUCCCCUGGUUCCUGUUUGGAAGAAUUCCGCACGAGACCGUUCAUCGAGUGUCAUGGCUUUGGCGCGUGCAACUAUUACUCCACUGCCAUAUCCUACUGGUUGACCAUCGUCAAAGAGUACGAGAUGUUCCGCAGGCCUAUACCACAGACGUUGAAAGCCGAUCACACAUCGCGAGUAAGUCGUUGCGCGGUGUGCAUUCGACGUCGCGUUACGGAAGACCAACAUGCCAGAACGCCGAGACCUUUCACGCCGAACGGCCAGAGAGACCAAGUCGGCAACAUUCAGUAUCCACCGCCGCAUUCAUACUAUCCAAACUACCAAUAUCACAAAAAACCGCCUAUAAGCAAAACCAGAGAUCCGAAUAGACGCGUUCCGUAUCACUAUCGAAGAAGAGGCAGACUACGUAAACCGGAACGAACGACAGAAUCACCGAACGCGGCUUAAACAACGAUCGAUGCGAUGGCACGGACGUAAUCGUGCGAACGAACAACUAGUAAUGGGUGUUUGAAUCUUAUCUCGAAAGCCAUUCGACGGUUUCCAAGAUUAUAGAAGAAGAUUCGAAGCACUUUGAACAUGACCCGAAGUUUAAAAUUCUUAAGCUACACGUAAAUCUAAAAUCUCGAUACGUCUUGAAAGUUUCGAAGAUCCUUUUCUUCUACUAGCGUCUGGACACCAACAUUCGCGCUACUCUUUCGGACACUGUCGUUAACGCUUUAUGUUAACGUAUCGUUUGGAAACAGAAACACGUAUCGAGAAUGAUAGUGAAACAUCGAACAUUUAGAAAUUUCUCAAGACAUCCAAGAUUUGUCGAGAGUUGCAAACUUUGGAUCAUGUUCCAAGUGAUUCGAAUUUUUCGUCGUUCAUACAGGUUCCAAACGAUUUGUAGCGUUUCAAAUCCCAUCGCUAGAAACAGCAAGUCUGUGUGUAUAUAUAAGGAGAUGUUCGAAUCUGUUAGUUAAGUUAUCGCGUCCGUUCCGUAUGGUGUAACGAAGGAAUAUAAAGGAGCAUUCACAAUGCGAAUAGGCCAUUCGUCGGGCGUUUUUAAUGCCAAAAAAUAUGAUACGGAGACGAACGUCUUCGGCCAAAAACUGCCAAUCGACGGCAUCCGCUGCCACCACGGACGCUGAUCAAACUCGCGUAAACAAUCGAAUUUUAAAUUAACAAUCCAGUGUAUCAUAUGUAUCGCUAUUUUAUUCUGUAACAUUUACUUGCCUAUGUAUUUACAUUGAGUCGAAUAAAACAGUUUUAUAGAAGCUA